GCUGAGCGUCGGAAUAUGUUACGGUGUACCCUUUUGUCGAGUUCAAGCUAACCAGGAACACCAGCAAUUUCUUUCAACUUAGCAGAACUGUCAAAUGGAAACGCAAAAGAAAUGAUAUUAAUAUAUUGCGAUUAGCUAAGAUACAUUUCGCUGAAGAAUUUACAUUUCGCUGUUGAGAGGCUGCCCGUGUAUUUUGAAUUACAGUGGGUCGUGUCUAAUUCCAGCUAACGUUAGCCAGCUUAUUCAACUCGUGAAGGUAAAAUGGCUUGUGAGCCCAACCGUGUUCGGCUGCUAUGCAUGCUUUCGUUGACUUUUGGGUUUUUCAUCGUGGAGGUAGUCGUCAGUCGAAUAACCGCAUCCUUAGCAAUGCUGUCGGAUUCUUUUCAUAUGCUGUCGGAUGUCAUAGCGUUGGUGGUGGCUCUGGUGGCCGUUCGCUUUGCGGAGAAAACGCAGGCGACAAACAAAAACACCUUCGGAUGGAUUCGAGCGGAGGUUAUGGGGGCUUUGGUUAACGCGGUGUUUCUCACUGCCCUCUGCUUUACUAUCAUCCUGGAGGCCAUCGAGCGAUUCACCGAGCCUCACGAAAUCGAAAGCCCACGGGUGGUCAUCGGGGUUGGGGCUGCGGGGCUCGUCGUGAACCUGCUGGGGCUAUGCAUGUUCCACGGACACGGGGGUGGCGGACACGGGCACUCCCACGGAGGCCAUUCUCACGGGAAUAAAAAGAACAAGAGGAAUAAACUGUGCAAAUCUGAAAGACCCCCCGGUAAUGGAUCAUCCGGCGAGGAGACGAACAACCUUGUCGGAAAUUGCAACAACAGCCCAAAUGGGGUUAACACUGAUAGACGAGCCAGGCACGAAAUCCAGCGGAACGACAGCCUGGAGGUCCAGAUGAACGGCAGCGCCCCGUUCGAGGAGCUGGAGCAGGGCCACGACUCGGCCUCGCAGCUCAACAUGCGCGGGGUGUUCCUGCAUGUCCUGGGAGACGCCCUGGGCUCGGUCAUCGUGGUGGUCAACGCCCUCAUCUUCACCUUCGUCUGGCAGCCCUGCCAGCCCGGCGAGCUCUGCAUCAACCCCUGCACCGACAGCCACUGCACCGACCACCAGCACGUCAACCACACGCUGGUGGAGCUGCUGGGCAACGGCACCCAGGCGGUGGCGACAGCCGGGCCCUGCUGGGUGCUCUACCUGGACCCCACCCUCUGCAUCACCAUGGUGUGCAUCCUGCUGUACACCACCUACCCGCUGCUGAAGGAGUCGGCGCUCAUCCUGCUGCAGACGGUGCCCAAGCAGAUCGACAUGCACAAGCUGAACGAGAAGCUGCGCAGCGUUGAGGGCGUGCUGGCCGUGCACGAGCUGCACAUCUGGCAGCUGGCGGGCAGCCGCAUCAUCGCCACCGCCCACAUCAAGUGCCACGACCCGGCCUCCUACAUGGACGUGGCCAAGCGCAUCAAGGACUUCUUCCACGACCAGGGCAUCCACGCCACCACCAUCCAGCCCGAGUUCGCCACCGUCAACUCCGAGUCGCGCAUCUCCCUGUGCGAGCUCUCCUGUCGGACCCAGUGCGCCCCCAAGCUGUGCUGCGGCGCCAGCGACAAGCCCGCCGUCCCCGGGCCUGAGAAGAAGUCCGGGGAUGGCAAGGCCGCCGCCCUGGAGGUCAUCAGCGAGACGACGGAGCAGGCCCCCGCCAGCGCCCCCAUCCAGGUGGUGCCCAGGCAGGACCAGGAGAUCACCUUCUCCAGAGAAGUGGAGUCAUCUCUGUGAGAGGGAGGGGUGGUGAAAUUGGUGGUGCAGCCCAAGAAACUGAACCGGGAGAGGCCAGGGGGAAGGGGUCAGUGUUAGAGGAUACCCCCCCCCCCCCCCUCCCCCGGUCAGUUGGACCACAGUCCACAAUUUCCUGAUGACAAGGGCCUCCCUCUGUCCCCAAUCCCACCCAGCCCCCACUCCUCCCUUCUCUAUCUCAAAGCAUUCACAGCACCAUGCUAAUCUACGUUAGGUCACUUCUCACUCAGGCAUGGCCACGGCCUGCUUCAUGUGUCUCAUUAUCAGUGUGUCGUGAUAAGUGGUUGGGUGGUGUAACCGUGCCAAAGCAUCUCCAUACCGGACGCUGGGGACUUUCAACCCUGUGGGGGACAAAGACCAACAAAUACACACACAAACACACGCGCACUCGCACGCGCACACACAGACACACACAUGCACGUCUAAACACACAUGCAGGCUUCAGUAGAAGAAGAAAUCUCAUCUUUUGUCAUGGACUCUCUGCUUUUUUUUUUUUUUAAGUAGGUGUUGCACAGCAUAUUUUUCAGCCCUUUGCCCCAACUGAAAAAUAUUUUAUGAAAAAAAAAAACAUAAUUUAUGUAUUUAAGUUAUUAGUCAUCACUAUCUAUCUGUAGAAGAUGCUUUUAUAAAAUGUAGCUGGUUGAAAAGUAGAAAAACACUCUUUGAGUUUGCUGCCUCUGAUAGGGGAAUUUGGCCUGAACCACCUAUGCUGUAACUUUGAUUGGGGGAAGUGACGUUAGAGCACUGUCCGCACAGACUUGUUUUCUUGCCUUGAGACUCGCUUUUAAAACAGUCUGUGUAAUCAGAAGAGCAGCAGUGUUGGUAUCUGUUUUCACCAUGCCUUUAACUACCCUGAAUAGCACAGAGAAUGGCUAACCGCGCAUUUACUGUAUUUGACAGAGGAGGCAGACUUUGUUAGAAUGCUAAACAGUCUGAUGCCUUGCAUUAACUCCCACAUCUGUGCAACUUCCUAGGAUUUAAAUGCUGGUGGGCACUGGACUGAAAAGAAAGCUGUUCUGAAUACUAUCCUCUCUAUUUUGCAACUAUGCUGGAAGACAUUUAUUCCUUGUGGAAGAACAGUGUUGUUGAAUUCUUCUACUAUUCCACAGUGAAUGUUUCGGGGAAGACUUUCUGAAAAGUCUGUUGUUUAAUUUCUGAGACAUUGUGCUACAACUUUGCAUUGACCAAACUAAAGCGUGUUGUGUGAAUCACUGAACUAUAUGAUGUGUAAGAAACCCAGCCACUUCUGAGAUGCUAAAGAGCACCACUUGGUUGGCUACUCGGACGGGGAGGACCACUCCUCUGAGAUCCUAAUUGCAAGUUUAAAAGACUAUUUUUCUACUCUGUAGUUAGGAUUUUCAAAUCUGAUGGGUCAGUCAGGUUUUGUGUACUAAGUUCAGCAAUGUUAGUGGCCUUUCCAAGAGUUUGAAAUCUUUGUAAACUCCCUCAUUUCUAGGUAUUUAAACACUGUCUGUUAAAUGGUGAUUCGUGAAUGCAUUUCAGAUUUCCAAGCAAAUUAAAUGUAUGCAAUAUGGAAAGACAUGUUUUGGAAACAAUACUUUGACACGGUUUAAAAUACCUGGUUACUGUUGCUUGAUGGAACUGUGAAACCAGAAGAGUUUAAACGCUCUAUGUGCAAGAUUAAUCUGAGACGUGUCAUUAUUGAAUUUUAAAUGUAC
Molecule: messenger RNA, 3458 nt
Organism: Megalops cyprinoides (Indo-Pacific tarpon)
Lineage: Eukaryota; Metazoa; Chordata; Actinopteri; Elopiformes; Megalopidae
Gene: slc30a1a
Product: solute carrier family 30 member 1a
Exons: 2
Coding region: 262-1761 (499 amino acids)
Biological process (GO): detoxification of zinc ion; zinc ion transmembrane transport; intracellular zinc ion homeostasis
Cellular component (GO): membrane; endoplasmic reticulum; Golgi apparatus
Molecular function (GO): zinc ion transmembrane transporter activity; calcium channel inhibitor activity
Source: RefSeq, a predicted model, not a curated record